CAUUGUCCCUUUAAAACUGUAACUGUGGAUGGAAAAAAUCAUAGGAACAAUCGCAGCCGUCGACUUCGAGAAAUUGUCGUCUGAGCUAUAUGGUUAUUUGGCUUCUAAAGAUCAAAAUUUUCAUCCAGCCAAACACCUUUGAGUCUAGAAAAUUUUCACAAUAACUACAGUUUUAUCCAUCUCGGAAACAAGGUGAUUGCGGAUAAAAGGAAAGAAGAAAAGAAAAUUAAAUUUUGCCGGAAAGGAAAAUAAGGGAAAAAAAAAAACACUUUGACAAUUGUGUUUGGUUGGUGAGAUUCAUUCCUUUUUUUCAUCCUUUUGUUUCCUUUUUUUGGGUUUUUUAGCACUUUGUGAUAUCCAUCUCUCUCCCUCUUUAAGCGGAUUCAAAAGAUUGAAGCGUUUAGUGCUAAUCUUAAUUCCGAGAUCGUUGCUAAGCUGGGCUUUAAGAAAUUCUUUAAAUUCUACAAUGUGGAUGUUUCUUGGAGGUUUUGAUAUCUAAAAUCGAUGUGGAGAUCUGUUUGGAUGAAGCGGCGAUGAUGAGGAGUGAACGUGACAAAUGGAGGUUAGAUCUGACGGUGUACAAGUGAGGUGUGAGAAGUUUGGGUCAGGGGGUCAUCCAGUGAUCGCUAGAACGCGCCUGCAGGUUUGGUUUAUAAGGGUUUGCUCGAGUAUUUUGCUAUGGACUGGUUUGGUUCAACUCGUGGCCGUUGGGGAGCUAUGGCAUCCGCGCUUUUUCACCAAUAUUACACAUAAAAUCACCCAGAUCACGCCGUUUCCUCUUGGAGUUCAAGUUCAUGCUCAACCACCUCCUCCGCCACUUCUUCCUGCAAGAAACUAUAUAAGUAAUGGUUAUCUGAAAGUGUCCUGCAAUGGGGGCUUGAAUCAAAUGCGUGCUGCGAUCUGCGACAUGGUGGCUGUUGCUCGGCUUUUGAAUCUCACUUUGGUUGUUCCUGAACUUGACAAGACGUCUUUCUGGGCUGACCCUAGCAACUUUGAAGACAUCUUUAAUGUGAAACAUUUCAUCGAUUCAUUAAGAGAUGAAGUUCGAAUUGUAAGAAGGGUGCCAAAAAGAUUUCAUAGGAAAUAUGGAUACAAAGUAUUCAAGAUGCCCCCAGUUAGUUGGUCAAAUGAAAAAUAUUACCUACAACAGAUUUUACCACUAUUUGGCAAGUUUAAGGUGUUGCACUUCAACAAAACUGAUGCACGCUUGGCAAACAAUGGGAUCUCACUCAAUCUUCAGAAACUCAGAUGCCGUGUUAAUUUUGAGGCACUGAAAUUCACUCCGCAGAUUGAAAGUUUGGGUUACAAAUUGGUUCGCAUUCUUCAGGAUAGGGGGCCUUUUGUGGCCUUGCAUCUUAGAUAUGAGAUGGACAUGUUGGCUUUCUCAGGUUGUACUCAUGGUUGCACUAAGGAUGAAGCUGAUGAGCUCAAGUCGUUAAGGUAUGCAUACCCUUGGUGGAGGGAGAAAGAGAUAGUGUCUGAAGAGAGGAGACUACAAGGUUUGUGUCCUUUGACACCUGAAGAGACGGCAUUGAUUUUGCAGGCAUUGGGUUUUGACAAGGAAACACAGAUAUAUAUUGCAGCUGGUGAGAUAUAUGGCAGUGAUCGGAGACUUGCAGCACUAAGGGCUGCAUUUCCACGGAUUGUGAGAAAGGAAAUGCUGUUAGAUCCAGUGGAGCUGCAACAAUUCCAGAAUCAUUCUUCUCAGAUGGCUGCUCUGGAUUUCAUGGUCUCAAUAGCCAGUAAUACUUUCAUACCCACUUAUGAUGGAAACAUGGCAAAAGUUGUGGAAGGUCACCGCCGGUAUCUUGGGUUCAAAAAGACAAUCCUGCUGGAUCGAAAAAGACUUGUCGAGUUACUGGAUUUGCAUCAAAAUGGGACACUUACUUGGAACGAGUUUGCAGUUGCUGUUCAAGCAGCACAUGAGAAAAGGAUGGGACAGCCAAUGCGCCGUAGGGUUAUAGCAGAUAAGCCAAAGGAGGAAGAUUAUUUUUAUGCAAACCCUCAAGAGUGUCUUUGCGAGGGAACAAAUUGUGAUGAUUUGCUAGGCCCUAGUAACUCAAGUACAGUACAGUGACCAUAGAAUUCCAAGCAAAACUUGAAUGUCUUACUUGUUGUUCAAGCUGUGAUGCACAGACUGACUUCCAUGACUGAAAGCUUCAGAGGACGAAUGUAUACACCCCUUAAGAGCAUUGUAAGCAACAGAAGAAAAGAAACCUGGUGGGUCCAUUUGAGGCAGUCAAAGGUCAUGUUCUUUUUUUUUUUGGGUUGAUAUAUUUAUUUGAUUUAUUCUACUACCAAAAGUUUGUUUAAUGAUUUUAUAUAGUCCCCCAUUUAGAGAACACAUCUGUAGCAUUCCUAUUCUUUAAUUCAUAAGUUACCUGAUGAAAUAUUUUAUA
Molecule: messenger RNA, 2399 nt
Organism: Hevea brasiliensis (rubber tree)
Lineage: Eukaryota; Viridiplantae; Streptophyta; Magnoliopsida; Malpighiales; Euphorbiaceae
Product: rhamnogalacturonan I rhamnosyltransferase 1
Exons: 8
Coding region: 557-2077 (506 amino acids)
Cellular component (GO): chloroplast; cytoplasm
Source: RefSeq, a predicted model, not a curated record